This is a messenger RNA of Archocentrus centrarchus (flier cichlid), 2435 nucleotides long. It is a transcript of the gene glmna, whose product is annotated as glomulin, FKBP associated protein a. Gene Ontology annotation, cellular component: cytoplasm. Lineage: Eukaryota; Metazoa; Chordata; Actinopteri; Cichliformes; Cichlidae. Bases 348 to 2150 code for a protein of 600 amino acids. The transcript is spliced from 18 exons. The record is from RefSeq and is a predicted model, not a curated record. Gene Ontology annotation, molecular function: ubiquitin-protein transferase inhibitor activity.
CGGUCAAUCGCAGCUUUCAGCGUGCUUUGGUUAGUUUUCAUCGGGCUGUUCGCGGAAGGAAAGCCGAGGUGGAGGGUCUUCUUCAGCGCCGUCCUGCUUGCAUCCACAGCGGCAGCGCUUAGCGGCGAUCACCGUGUUCGGCUGGCCUGGAUAUUGCGAUUGCUCCGCUAAUUCAGUGGAGGAUCAGCAUCCGUCCUGCUGUGCUGUGUUCACAGCCUCACAGGCACAGGGCUUACCUGACCUCUGACACCUGUGAACGAGCAGCUCUUUGAUUAUCAGCUACAUUGUAGGCAGUAUUUGAAGUGUCCCGUUAGUCUGAGGAUACAGCCCGUACGAAGACAGCAGGGAUGGCUCUGGAGCAGCUGAGUGAGGUGGUCCAAAGAUGCCAGGCACUCGCAGACGACAGCUACACCACCGAGGAUCACGACAUCUUCACGAUUGCUGGGCGGACGUGCAUCGAGGAGGGAAACAGUGUGCAGGUUCUCAGUAUUGUGUUGGAUGAAAAGAAUCAGGACAUGGUGAGAUGCAUGGGUUGGAACCUGCUGCCUCCACUGAUCCAGGUCCUGCUGAAGAAAGAAGACAAGAACCUUCCUCAAUGUCUGGCCAUUUUUAACCACCUGCUGGAGACCUGCAGACCCAAAGAGCUGCUGAUUGGCCUUUUGGAGCUACUGGAGCAGGAUGCUCCUGAUAUGAUAGCAGAGAGUCUCCACCUGCUGUUGAAGCCUCUACAGAAAGUGCUGCUGGGCCUGGGCAGCCGUAAGGCGUCAUCCUUGGGCAUGGUGCUGUCCUCCGUGCUGGACCAGGUGGCCAAACUGCCUCUCCCUCACACCAAGGAGCAAGAGGAGGACGACGUAUUUUCAUUUUGCCGUUGCUGCAUUGACAUGAUAGAUUUCGUCAGGCCUUUUGUUCAAGAAGUCGGGCAUAACCUGCUGAAUAAUAAGAUGCAGAAUGAGACCACAAAAAAGACUGUGGGCAGGCAGGAGAAGGAUAAAGAAGAUGAGCUGCAGACAGAACUUCUGAAGUUCUGUAUGAAAUGUCUGAGUCAUCCUCUGUUGGAGGUACAACUCAAGGAUCCUGACACGCUGGCUCUCUCCCCCCUCCGGACUUUUGCCUCUGAGAUUUUGAACAUCCUCAGUUCUAUUGGGGAGUCCCUCUCCGGGCUCGUGCACCGGCCUCUCUUGAAGAGAAAACAGGUUCCCGGCUUUCUCGAGGAGGAGGUGCGUUAUCCUAAAGAGUCUUUGGCCAGCUUGGCUCAUCUGGUGUUUGUCCAUCAUCUGGCUGCAAACACUUUUCCCACUGUUUUCAGUCCAGUGUUCAGUCUUCGAUGUAACAUAGAGCACGCCUCUCUCCUCCUGUCCAGAAAUGAGGAGUCCAAGCUUCAGAAAGGACUGGAGCUGUAUGAGAAAAGUUUGGUGCGGGUGGAAGACAGCAGUCUGCCUGCAGAUCUGCUGGAGAUCAAAGCCUUCCUCGCAGUCCCUCAGAACUUAAUUAAGGUCAUGACGAUAUGUCCAAAGCAUGAAUUGAGAACUAAAGGACUGAAGGUUUUCCAGCUGAGCAUUGAUAAGUUUAACACCAAAGCCAAGUACAGAUUCUUCCAGUACAUGUUGAAGACGAGUAAUCACUCAGGAGUUGAAGGCUACAUCAUUAAAAACAUCAAGAAUCAGAUAGACAUUGCCCUGCAGCCGGGUAACAGUAACGCCUGGUUUGAAGGGGUUCAACUCCUGCCUCUGCUGCGUAAGGUUCUUAGUCUUCCAGAUGGCCCAGAGACUGACCUCCUGCAGUACCUGGACAGAGUCAUGGAGUCUCUAAACCUGCUGCGUUACCUGGUCAUCAGAGACAAAGUGACAGAGAACCAGACCGGCAUCUGGACAGAACUGUAUAAAAUAGAAGAUACGUUCAUGAAGCCCCUGCGUGUUGGGCUGAACAUGUCCAGAGCCCACUAUGAGAGGGAGCUGCAGAGCACAAUGGAGACCAAGAAGAGCAAAGCCAAAGAGUCUGUAAUUUCUGUGUCUGUUGGUGACGAGAAGCUGCCGAACAUGACACCAGAGUCACAGGUUCAGGCUCUGCACUCAGCCCUGCACACGUUUGACAUGAUAGAGAGCGUGUUGGUGCGGAUAGAGGAACUCAUCGAGGUGAAAGACAGUCUAUAACCUGACUGCAGCUGCCAGAGAUCCGCAUCAUCUCAGGGCCUAACAAACAAACUUAUUUGUUGCAAAAGAACAUGGUUAUAUCAUUUCAGUGGACAAACUCUGCACUGACCGUCUUUGUUUUACAGUCUAACUCUAAGUUGUUGAAUACAUUGUUUAUUAAAGGUAGAAAUGACACAAGUUUGCAUCAGCUCUGUGAUACACUUUUGUACACACAGGUUAAAUCAAGUGUUUUCAUUCCUGAUGUAAGUGUAGUAUUUUCUAAGUAAAAAGAGAGUUUUGGUUUGA